UUUCUCGACGUCAUGACGUCAGACAUUGAGCUCCGUUAACCGGAAGAGAAGUGUCGCUGUGUGUGUUUUCAUGUUUACAUUUGGGGCACCGCGUCAAAAUGAAUCCCGCGAUGAUCAUCUCGACCAGCUCCGUGUCAACAACAAAGAGGAAACGAGAGGCAGAGCGUUCGGUUAACUGGACGGCGGAGGAAACUCAGGUGCUCCUCUGCGCCUGGAGCGAUGAGCGAGUCCAGAAGACUUUGGCUGAAAACCUCAGAAACCGGCAUGUCUUCAAACACCUCUCAGCUCGCAUGAGUGAAAUGGGUUUCUCUCGGAGUCCGCACCAGUGCCGGCUUCGGGUGAAAACUCUCAAGGCUAACUACGUGAGAGCCAAACUGCAGAGAAGCAUGGACAGCUCGCAGCCGUGCACUUUUAAAUACUUUGCCGAGAUGGAUGCGGUGCUGGGCCGAAGGACGGGGGGAGGGGAAGGAGGGUCUCAUUUUGUUUCACACCAACGGGUGUCAGAGGGCCACUUUGACUCCACUGAUGGGACAGGGAGUUUUACCUCGGAUUUAAACAUAAGUGGACACCAUUUUGACUCUUUGGGGAAUUCAAGGAGGCAAAAUGUAAGCUCUUUAGAGGAGAGAGCAGGCUGUCGGCUGGACUCUGAGGUAAAGGUAGAGCACAGAGAAGAGUCGGUGGAUGAGUUUGAGUACAGCGACACGGGAUUCUCACAGCAUCCAAGGGACAGGCACGAAGUUUAUCUGGAGACAGCCGUCCACCCGGAUAUUAACGGUACAACAGUGGAAAAUGGCUCAAGCACUCCUUCUCCACAUGUGGUCCUACCUCUACCUGCUCCUCCUGCUCCCACUCUUACCCAGUCCACUGCUUCUCCUCUCCCAGCACCUCCAGAUAUAAACCCCAACAUCAUCCCUGCCUCUGCCGACCAUCACCCUGCACCUUCCUGUCUCGAACCUGUCCUUAAGCACCUGUCAGAGUGCUUCCAGCAGCUGGUCUCUGAGACCCGGAGCUUGCUGGUGCAGCUGGAGAGUCAGAGGCAGGAGCACGCCCGAUGGCACCAGGAGCUCCUGGCCCAGUGGCUGCAGAGGGAGGAACGGCGGCAGAGGGAGACGGCUGAGAGGGAGGAGAGGAGGGAGAAAGCUCGCAUGGAGCACGAGAUUAGAGUCCUGGAGCUCCUCACCAGUCUGAGCAAACAGCAGGGGUGUAGCUGUGAGGGCAGCCGGACUUUAGCAGGGCGACAGGCUGGUCCAAAUCAUACUAUGAACAAAGACAGGAGUUAGGAGCUUUACAGUGGCUGACCCAAAGUGUGGACUGAUAUUCCCUCUCAGGUGGAAACAAAUAACAUUAGCAAUGAGGCAAGCUGCCACAGUCCCCCCCCCCCCCCAAAAAAGUGGAAAGUCUGUGAGAAUAAUGUGAUGACUGUUACUGUUACUGUGACAUUUAAGGGCUCAAAAAUCCAAAAAAGAGGAAAUUACAGUUGAAGUGUAAAAGAGGAAUUCCUUCUUGUUCUUGCAGUCACAUUGCUUAGGGGAUUUCUGCGGUGUCAGAGAAUUUCGCCAAAUGUCACAGAAUUGUUUCGAUGCACUUUCACAGAAAUUAAAAGUGUAUAUUUUCAACCA
Oreochromis niloticus (Nile tilapia) is the source of this 1619-nucleotide messenger RNA. RefSeq lists its product as uncharacterized. The transcript has 3 exons. The coding region runs from base 99 to 1280 and encodes 393 amino acids. The record is from RefSeq and is a predicted model, not a curated record. Lineage: Eukaryota; Metazoa; Chordata; Actinopteri; Cichliformes; Cichlidae.